Danaus plexippus (monarch butterfly) is the source of this 4006-nucleotide messenger RNA. It is a transcript of the gene Cpsf5, whose product is annotated as cleavage and polyadenylation specificity factor subunit 5. Lineage: Eukaryota; Metazoa; Arthropoda; Insecta; Lepidoptera; Nymphalidae. The transcript is spliced from 4 exons. The coding region runs from base 173 to 847 and encodes 224 amino acids. Gene Ontology annotation, cellular component: mRNA cleavage factor complex. The record is from RefSeq and is a predicted model, not a curated record. Gene Ontology annotation, molecular function: mRNA binding.
AUCUGUCGCUGUUUGGUUACUCGUAACUCUCGUUGUUCAGGUCGGAUACGAAUAGCGUUUUGUAUUAAGUUAUAUUCAAAGAAAUAAUUACAUAUAUAUAGUGAUAACAAUUUCACAGUGAUUGAUAACUGACUUAAAGUUUUUUUUUUAAACUUGGCAUUAUUUGUAUAAUAUGGCGGCAGUACAAGGCGCUCCUAAUAAACAAUGGCCCGCCAGACCCGGUGUGCAACAUCAAAACAGUCAGAAUGCAAGUGUAACAUUAAACAGAACGAUAAAUCUCUACCCGCUAACAAAUUACACAUUUGGAACGAAAGAACCACUGUUUGAAAAAGAUGCUUCCGUACCAGCUAGGUUCCAGAGAAUGAGAGAGGAAUUCGCGAAAAUUGGCAUGCGAAGGUCCGUCGAAGGUGUCCUCCUCGUUCAUGAACACGGCUUACCUCAUGUGUUACUUCUUCAGUUAGGAACGGCAUUCUUCAAACUUCCCGGCGGAGAGCUGAAUCCCGGAGAGGAUGAGAUCGAGGGCCUGAAGAGACUUCUGACAGAGACCCUCGGACGGCAGGACGGUGUCAAGCAGGAAUGGCUCAUAGAAGACACCAUCGGCAACUGGUGGAGGCCCAACUUCGAGCCGCCCCAAUAUCCUUAUAUACCGCCCCACAUCACCAAACCGAAGGAGCACAAGCGCUUGUUCCUCGUGCAGCUUCAAGACAGGGCGCUGUUCGCUGUCCCCAAGAACUACAAACUAGUCGCGGCGCCUCUGUUUGAGUUGUAUGACAAUGCACAAGGCUACGGACCUAUUAUAUCAUCGUUGUCACAGAGCCUGUGCAGAUUUAACUUUACUUAUAUGUAAUAUAUAUAUAUAUAUAUUGCACACACACAAACAUAUAUAUAUAUGUGUGAUUUGGGUCGGUUUGUAAAUUACAUAUUUAUAUGAAUUUAACAUGUCAUAGUGUUAUAUAAUUUAAAUUGAUUCAAUGCUUGGACGAACACAAAAAAAAAAACAUUUUUACAUAACAAUCAAGGGAGUAAUUUUAAUUCAUUAUUCCGAGCAACACCAAGACACACACACACACACAUAUAAAUAUAUAUAUAUACACACACACAAACAGACCCAAAAAAGAUAUCUGAUGUGACGGGGAACCAGCCCAUAGGUGGAGUAAUCUUAAUUCUACAUAUAAGCAACCAAUAGAAUAAGUAUGUGCGACGUGAAAAACAUUGUGUUUUAUUUUUGUACCUCAAGAAAGAAGACUGUCUUAGCAUUAAGGUUAUAUGUAAGUGUAGCUAAUGUCCCGCUGUGAUGUGUAUAAUGUAUAAUUGGUGCUCAUAUUGUAUAAUAAUGUAUAUAUUAUACUAUAAUAAUCCCCCCUAUUACACGGUAUAUUUGUUCCGCGUUAUAGGAAAACGCGUUGUACGAAAAUUCUCGUAAAACGCGCUCGUAUGACCUCGUAUAAUGCGUUAUAUACAAAUGAUUCACGUUUAACUUUUCUUGUUAAAGAGGGUUUAAAUCGAAUAUUAAGGAAAAACUAUGUUAUGAACGAAAUAUAUGCGUUUUAUUAAAAUCAAACCAAGAACAUUUGGGAAUCCCCGUGUUAUAUGGGGGAAAACACGUGUUAUACGAGGGACAUGAAAACGCGUUAUAAGAGUACCGUGUUAUAGGGGGGAUUACUGUAUAAAGAAUUAAAUUAAUCUCAGUGUAUACAUUGUGCUAAACCGGCGAUGUCUGUGUUGUAAAAAAUAAUUUUGAGUGUAUAGUAUUAUAUGUUUUGCUUAUGCUCUAGAUGGUUAUCAGAACAAACAAAAAAAUCCCCGACGUAAUCAAAUAAUGACAUAUAUAUAUAAAUGUGAGAAUUAAUUGUAUGGGCAUUAUUUUAUCGAAUAGCUGAGUUUAAAAAAAUCAUAUGUAUAUAAUGAUAUAUUUUAUUUUUUGUAUAUAUAUAUAUAUAUAUAUAUAUAUAUAUAUUUGCCCAGUAUAUUAACUAUGUUUUGAUGUGUUGAGUAGUUUUUAGGUAUUUAUUUGUAACCAGUAGCGACAUCUAGUGACAAUUGAUGGUAUUUAAGUGUUUUAGAUUGUACUUACGAUUCAUGUCCAAUAGAUGUCGUGGCGGGUAUGCCGUUAAGGUAAGCAAGGAAUAUGGUAUAUAAGAAAUGGUCGUAAGACCUAGUUGGGAUGUGGAUCUUAAUGCUGGGCGCCAGAAACCUGGAAUGAUAGGAGAUUGUAUGGGACUCGUUAGGUUUUUGGUGUGCUGGGAAUAGAUUACAUCAAGAGUUGCUUGUAUUACAGGAAGUUUGAUGAGGCAGAGGAAUUAGUAGGUUAGUGUGGUAUGAUUGUUACGAGAACAUAUUAAAGGUACGACAUAUAAGGGGGGUAAUGAAUGUGUAAGAUAAGACGAACCGAGAAUAGUUUGGAAGGAUGCUGCGAGUUAUUAUACGGAUCGGAGUGCCGUGGGGUCAGGUAUGUUGGUAGACGUGUGGAAGAGCAGCACGUGUUGCGGAGAUCACGAGCCAAUGAGGAAAUGACAGCAACAACGAUGAAGUACGUUUAUUUAGGUUAAAAUUACGUUCAGUUUAGAAUUUUCUCGAAGACUUUGGGCAAGGAAGUGGCGGAGAGAUGAUCUAAGUUGUGGGUAAGAUGAAAGUAAAGGAGCGUGGUUAUGUCUUUCAAGUGUCCUAGUAAUGUCUUGUAUUGUUUAAAUAAAUUUAAUAUCAAUGGAUGGAAAACUAGUUGAAUGACUGACUCUGGUGGAUGAAAGCUGAUGAUGGAUAUCAAAUACCCACGAGGGGAGCUGGUCCACAAGAUUGUGCUGUUUCUAUUGUUAGUUAGUUGAAUUAAACCAGGCAAAUGCAUUUUCAACUGCUGGAGAGUGUACAUCAAGAAAAAAAAAAACACAAAAUAAGUAAGACCUCAAACAUAAAUUGAAUCUGAUCAAAGGUAAUAUGAAAAUUUGGGAAGUUCUAGAAGGACUAUAGACCAUGGACCCACAGGAAGGGGAUUGUGAUGUGGGUCACCUGAAGCGAUACGUACAGAGCAAGUUUGAACAACAGCGGUGUCAUAAAACGUCCCGCUUUUCGGAGUAGCCGAUACUAAUGUUGGUGAAAGUUUUUCCGAUAAACUAUAGUCUAUAGGUAGGAAGCCAUGAUAUGUUGAGUUUACCUGAUAUAAACCUCCAGCCAAGUUAAGCCAACAUUGUUCUGAUGUCAUUACAUUUCCCAGAACUGUAGUGAGAAUUUGUCAGAAUGAGUUUAGUAGCAUUCUUUAUCAUUUGAUAUGUGAAUAGCUUUUUUUAAGCAUGAGUAAUAUUAAUCUGGAAGCCAUCAUUAUAAAAGCGGUUGGCAAGAGAUUUCAGAACACAAUCAAGUUAUAAUAUCUGGUGCAGUGAAAUUAAUUCAAUAGUUUACCCAAUAGAUGGCGUUGGGUAUGUGUAUCUUGGGAAGUGUUUAAUUCUACUUUCACAAGGUGGUGUUAGCGACAAGAUUCCCUACUGCAAGUAAAUUUUGACAGAUUUACGGUUAGUUGACUCGAUUCGUAUAGAAUAUGCACUACGUUUAAUAUAUUUUCUUCAAUAAAGAUGAAAAUGUAAGCGGCGUCUGAAAAUGUUGCUAGUGUUUGUGGUCCUCACGCUGUUAUAGCCAAUCACCAGUUAUUUUAUUUCUUGGGGUCAGUUAAGGUCAUUUCGAUGACUAAGAUGCGCGAACCACUGUGACAGUGGCGGCGAUAGGCGUCGGCGUAUACUACGGCCUAUAUAAUUUUCUCAUUGUUUUCGAUAUGAACGCUUUCGAGCUUUUAUUAAUAUACGUUUGUUUUAUAUAUUCCAUUGGUUUUAGAAGAAAAUGUAACCAUUUUCCAUUUUUCUGUCCGAAAACUGAUGUUGAAAUUUUUUUUAACUUAGUCGAAUUGUAUAUAUAUAUUAGUUUGCAUACAUGACAAAAAGUACAAAGACUACCACUUACACCUUAAAAUGCUAGUUAUUUACGAAAUAUUCAGAGCAAAAGAAACGAAGGCCAUCUUUCA